Molecule: messenger RNA, 1459 nt
Organism: Beta vulgaris subsp. vulgaris (sugar beet)
Lineage: Eukaryota; Viridiplantae; Streptophyta; Magnoliopsida; Caryophyllales; Amaranthaceae
Product: probable glycosyltransferase At5g11130
Exons: 1
Coding region: 35-1114 (359 amino acids)
Molecular function (GO): glycosyltransferase activity
Source: RefSeq, a predicted model, not a curated record
UUCAUCAUUUCAUACUCCAUAUCAUAUAUAAAAAAUGAUGAAUCCAUCAUCACUAUUCUCUCUCCUCCUCCUCUUCCUCCUCCACUCACCACUCACCACCACCGCAAACUCCACCGUCUACCUCUCCAAAACCACCUUCUUCUCCGACUACUCUAAAAUGCUCACUCACCUCAAAAUCUUCAUCUAUCCACUUCCACUCCAACAACAACAGCAACAACAACAAAACAACACUACUAUUUUCUCUCUCCUCCAUAAUUCUCUUUUAACCUCUAAUUUCCUCACACUUAACCCAAAUGAAGCUACUCUUUUUUUCCUCCCUUUCUUACCUACUUCCACGCGCUCACUCUCGCGUCACAUUGAUCAUAUUCGUACUUCUUACUCUUACUGGGAUCGUUCUCUUGGUGCUGAUCAUUUUUACUUCUCUUGUAAUGGUGUAGGUCCCACUUCAACACGAAACGUCGUCGAAUUGAAGAAAAACGCUCUUCAGAUUUCUUGUUUUCCGUCACCCGCACGUGAGUUUAUCCCUCAUAAAGACGUCACUGUAUUUUCUCCACUUUUAGUUAACCCACGCGCUUCUCUUGAGAGUCCUCCUCCCACGCGCUUUCUUGGGUAUUGGAGGUUUGUUGACGUGGUACACUCGGGUGUAGAUAUGAUUAAUGGGUUAAGAAAUGAUCCCGACUUUUUGAUUGAAUCUGAGCCGUCUGAUGGUGAUUAUGAUGGGAAGAUUGUUCAGAUUCGAAGUAGUAAGUUUUGUUUGUUUGUUUAUGAUGGUGAGGGAGUGGUGGGAUUGAGUGUGGCGAUUGCGUAUGGGUGUGUUCCUGUUGUGAUUACAGACCGUCCGAUACAAGACUUGCCUUUUAUGGACGUGAUUAAAUGGUCAGAGAUCGCGUUGUUUGUGAAGUCAACGGUGAAGUCAAAGGAGUUUAAGCGCGUGUUGAUGAGCGCGUGCGAGGAUGGCGCGUAUGAGAAGAUGAGAAGAUUGGGUGUAACUAUAGCACACCAUUUUGCAUGGAAUGAAUCUUCACUAGAGCCGUACGAUGCGUUUUACAUGGUAAUGUAUCAAUUAUGGCUUAGAAGACAUGCCAUAAGAUAUGCAAAGUGGGACAUGAUAUGAUAUAAUAUGAUAAUCUAUCGUUGUUGGUUUUUGAUUAGUACAACAAAAAUGUGUUUGAUUCGUUGAUGGUGGAAUAUUCAACGGGUAGUUGUAAUUGACGGGUACGUAGUAGCCAAUAAGAUUUCAUUUGAAUGGAGUGGAGAAUCAGGCAUGCAUGUGCAUGUGGUUAGUUGGUACUACAAAAUAAGUUGGCAUUUGAGGAAGUAUCAAAUAUUGUUACUAUUAUUCAAAUGCUUGAACGUUGUGGUAAAUUAAUGUAUAGUUUCCAUCAUAUUUUUAGAUGGUAAGAUGAGCACGUCUCUCAUACAAUAAUUAAACAAGGUAUAAAUGAUUAAUUGCACUGUU